Malus domestica (apple) is the source of this 399-nucleotide messenger RNA. RefSeq lists its product as uncharacterized. NCBI's taxonomy places the organism in Eukaryota, Viridiplantae, Streptophyta, Magnoliopsida, Rosales, Rosaceae. The record is from RefSeq and is a predicted model, not a curated record.
AUGGCUUCAGUCUCGGAACUCGCUUACCAAAGACUGAGAAACGAAGGUCUCUUUGAUGAAGAAACAGAUCAGCAAAACACAGCAAUUAAAUUCAAGAAGAUAAGGGGUUGGUCCAAGAUCAGGAAGCUAACCGGAAGGCGGCCGAGGGUUCGGAUUCAGGGAUUGAGAAGGUUCCUGAGGAGAAAAGCUAGGGUUUUCAGUAGGAUUAAAGUUUCGUGGAGCAAAGCUUUGAAGAGACUGAAGCAUGGGCAGGCUCACAUGAAUGACUUGUUUGGUGGGAACUAUUUGUUCAUGCAGGCAAACCCUCUUCCUUUCAAAUGCGGUGAGAGACCUCAUAAUAUGGGUCAUCGGUGUCAUGGUAAUUUCCCCUCAAGGUAUCCUCUUGGAAAAAUUGCUUGA